CGAGGCUGCCCUGGAGCCGUUUCCUGGGUGCGGAUUGCGUCACCGCCGAGGCGCUGCCAGUGUGCGUGUGAGCGAGAGAGAGAGUUUGAAAGCAGGUUGUUGUCAGGCGGAGGCGACCAGAGCGAGCUUGCAGGAGAGGGAGACGUUGCGAGAAAAUACCGAAACUGGCACAAGACGCGCGUGUGUGCGUGGGGGUGGGCUGGUUACAUUGCAAUACCUGGAUUACAGCGGACCCACUCUCCCGCGGAUACAAAACAGAGGAGUGAGCCGGACCAGCGGGGGCAGCAGCCCUGGGGAGGGCGAGACUGACAAAUAACAGGGUGUCCUGGCGAGAAAAGAUGAAUAAAAAUCACCGAGUGCCGAGCAGCCGGACUCUGAGCGCCGUGGAGGUGAAGAGCAAGUUUGGUGCCGAAUUCCGACGGUUUUCCCUGGAUAGAUCGAAGCCCGGAAAGUUCGACGAGUUUUACGGAUUGCUACAACAUGUUCACAGAAUCCCGAACGUGGAUGUUUUGGUUGGGUACGCAGAUAUUCACGGGGACUUACUACCAAUAAAUAAUGACGACAAUUAUCACAAAGCAAUUUCCACCGCCAAUCCGCUGCUUAGGGUAUUCCUUCAGAGGAAAGAGGAGGCAGAUUAUUCUGCGUUUGGCACCGACUCGCUGACACGCAAGAAGAAUGUACUUUCCACGGUCCUGCGGCCAGACAACCACCGCAAGAAGCCUCCGAUCAUCAUCAGCCUUCCCAGGGACUUCCGGCCGGUGUCUUCCAUCAUUGACGUGGACAUCCUUCCCGAGACCCACCGCAGGGUGCGGCUCUAUAAACACGGCUCGGAGAAACCGCUGGGCUUCUACAUCCGCGACGGCUCCAGCGUUCGGGUCACUCCCCAAGGCCUGGAGAAAGUUCCCGGGAUUUUCAUCUCCCGGCUGGUGCCUGGGGGGCUGGCCGAGAGCACCGGCCUGCUGGCGGUCAACGACGAGGUGCUGGAAGUCAAUGGCAUCGAGGUGUCCGGGAAGAGCCUGGACCAGGUGACGGACAUGAUGAUCGCCAACAGCCACAACCUCAUCAUCACCGUCAAGCCCGCCAACCAGAGGAACAACGUGGUGCGCAACAGCCGGACUUCAGGGAGCUCCGGCCGGUCCUCGGACAGCGGCACGAGCCACUACGGCUACUCCGUGGCCCCGGCGGCGCACAUCAUCCAGAACUUCCGGCCCGAGGAGAUGGAGAGCGACGAGGAGGACGAAGACCUGGUCAUUGAGGUUGGGGAGGAAGCCCGGCCGAUUUCCAGGGCUGCGUCGGCCAGUACCAGCAUGCCCUCCUUGCCCAGGUACGAGCUCCACCUCGGCCUGAAGCAGAAUGGCUUCCUGGCUACGAGCAGCAGCGCUGGCUCGCUGACUGGAGCCGAAUCCGGAGCCGAGCGCAGGAGUCAGGGGCCGAAACGCCGGAGCAUGGAGGAAGAGGGCACUGUCAUCACGCUAUAGAGCUUUAAAACAGCCCUGUGGUGCCAUACAGGAGGUGGUCCCCCCUGCCCGGACAGAAACAAGGUGCUUCACGGGGCGCAAGGGGGGUUCCUAGUGGGGUGGGAGAGUGUAUUCUGGGUUGCUGGAUGCAGGUCAGUCCCUUUUAACUGGAUACAAAAAAGAAAUAGUGCUUAGUUAGCUAAUACAAUUUUUUUUUUAAUUGACAACAUCAUCGCGGCUAAGGAUAGCACGUCUACAGCAUUUCGGAAUAUCAAAAAGCAGUUCCAAUACCUAACAAACCAAAACAAUUUAUAUAUGUAGAAGUAUUCAGUUCACAUUACCUAGAUCAUUGUUUUAAAUCAGUGAUUUUUAAUAUUUAAUUAUAUCCAUUUACAAUCUUGUGAUUUAGCGUGUGUUUAUCAAAUAUUUUCCAGCAGUUUCCUUUAUGAACACAAGAUCAAGAGUUCUGCUAAAACUAUUUUAGCCUGGUAAUGAAAUGUUUCUUAAUUUUUGCAAAUUUAGCACAGGUCUGAAAAUGUACUCUUUAACAGUAGCUUUUUAAAGUUUAGUGAAGAUUCAUUGAGUGUUAAGUUUUUUCAAACAGUUCUUUGUUUUUUUUCCCCUAACAUUCCAUUUAAGUUGAGUGAAGAGACUGUAAAUUAGCUAAAAACAACCUGAUAAGGCUUGAUUUGCAUGCACAAUUUUCUUAAAGUUUAAAAUUAUUGAGCCUCUGCAUGGUUAAUAUCUGAUUAGCAUGCAUAAAAACUGAUACCAUCUCUUUGAUUCUGACAUAUAUAGGUUUAUUUUUAAUUUAAUAGUAAGAAGACACAUUCAUUAUUGACUAGGCAGAUUUUAGAUGUUUUUUUUUACAUUAAGUUUCUGUAUGUUAGGUCAGGUCCAGUAUCCUGUUCCUUAUUCCACUGGUUGUUCUGGGUGAUUCUCUGUUUGCAUAGACUUCUAUGCCAUAGUAAAUCUUUGUUCAACCAGUGGUUUAAUAACAAAAACACUGCAUUUGCAGCAAGGAAGUAGAGUACAGAAAUCUGAGCUGCAUUCAAAAAGAUCUGGAUCUGCAGUAGAGCACAGACCAGCAUUGGAAUAUCAGUUCAGUGAUUUUAAUCCUUAUCCCAUUUCUUAACUGCAGUUUAUUUCUUCCACUUUCUUUGAAAGUGCUGAUUCCCUGAAAUUAGAAACCACUUUUCCACUGCUUCCUUGACAGCUUCACUACCUGAAAACUGUCUCCCGAAGGUAGAGAUUCAGAUUUCUUUUCAACACCCCGUGCACAGUGUCGGUGUAAGACUGGCUGAAGAUCUGAAGGCUAUGUGGAGUCUAUCUUGCUAAGUGAGUCUGGCGUCUGGGUCCCUGUACACACCUGUGCCUUUCUGUACACAUUUUUUUGCCUUCCAUCCCUUUGUCAGAAGUGCUACAGUCAUAUAUACGGUAUGAUUUGCUUGAUCAUGGUCAUGCACACCCCUGCUUUGAGUGCUAAUCGGCAGUGUGACUUCGCAGGUGUCCUCAGGUCCCUGCUACAGCAGUGUGUGUGAAAUGUUUGUUUGAAGCUUGUCAAGCUCAGGGAUAAUGGGAGGCACAUAAUAAGGUUCUGCAGAGCAUCAAACUGUAGCAUUACUGGGGACUAGGAUCUAAUUUGAAAGGCUGUGAUUGAGAACUUGGUUUGCUUGUGUAAAUCUGUGUUUUGAUGGGGACGUUUUUGCUGAAAUUGUUUGAAGUAAAAGUAAAAGGUAAAACAACACAGCAUCAAGCACAGGAUCACUCAGAACAGAGCAAAAUUCAUUUCAUACCAGUGAGCGAGCAAACGAAGCCAUGCGAUUUAUAUUUAAAAAUCCAAUCUCCGCCUUGAAGAAAAUCUUUAAAUAAUAGUCAGUUUUGAUAGUUAGCCUAAUUCUGCUAAAUUGUUUUGUAGGUCACAGUUUUGAGGUAUUUUAGAGUACCUCAAAACUGUAUAGCUUUGCCAUGAACACUACUGUCACGCAUGUCUCUUAAGAAUAGAACAGACAGCAUCAGUGCUGGCUUGUCUCAGUGAGCCUCUUUCCUGAAGCACUGCACAGUUCACGCUCCCUGACAAUGCAGCUUUCUUGCAUGUCAGAAUUGACAGCCUUGAUUGUAGUUUUCAAAAAACCUUCAAAGAGUAAACCUAAAAAUAUUUAGCAAAAGCAGCUUACAUCUAAAAACAUACUGUGUUAGGAAACAAAAAAAAUAUUAAUACAGAAUAUCUACUUUUUUCAAUUUUUAGUCUGCCCCCAGAUUUGAAUACUUUCUUAAAUUUCAGUUCCAUACUUUAUGCUUUAUCUGAUUAGCAUGCAUAAGCACUGAUACCAUCACUUUGUUUCUUACAAAUAUAGGUUUGUUUUUAAUGUAACAGCUAGGAGAUACCUUCAUUACUGACAAUGCAAAAAAAAAUCCUUUAUAGUGUCUUCUUCAUUGUAUCUUAUUUUUAGGUCUGUCAUCUUGGUGAGGACAGAUGCAAAUGUGAACUGUAAUGUCCUAGCUGAUGUUAAAGCAUAUUUUAAUUUUUAUAUAUUUAUUUUUUUCUUAAUGAUAAGGGCUGUUUUUACAAAUCUGCCUCUAAAUUCUUGCAUCCAUCAUCUGAGAUUAAACUGGACAUUUUUUCCAUUUAGCAUAUGCAUUCAAAUAAGUUUAUAUAUUCCCUGCCAUAUACUGCACACAUAAAAGAAACCAUUCAUUAAUGAAUGAUAAGGCAAACUAUAAUAUGACCCUAAGAUGUCUACUCUUUAUAAUGCUCAGAGCUCUCUGUACUUGCCUUGUUAUAUAGGCUGUUAUUUCAGUGGCAACUUUCCAUGCAGAAUCUACAUAUUUUUCCCUUUUCUGUUAUUGAUCAAGCAAUGAGAUGGACGUCUGCACACUUUAUCCCAUUAAAAGUCCAUCUCAGACCUGUGGCAAUACCCUGCUUGUUGUUAAAUGGUGAUAUUUGCUUUCUACACAGUUUUAAGACCGGACUUCAGUUUGCAGUUGUUUUAAAUGUCAGACUUCAGGAUAUUACAAGACUCUGUGGUACUUUCAGAUGGAAUGUCACCCUAAAAGAAAAUUAGAAGCCUUCAUUUAGCUUUGUAUUUUGUGAAUUUAAUAAUACAAUUAGAUGGUGGGCGAGAGCUGGUCCUAAAAUAUGCAGCAUAAUUCUGAAAUACCACACAGUCUUGCCCUCCCCUUCCUUCUGUGGCUCAAACUGUACAGACUUCAUUUCAAGACACAGCAGCAAUCAGAAGGCAUUACAGGAACUAUAUGAGCCUCGGUGUGUUGCGCUGUGCAGCCUCCUGUACCCGUCCCAGCAGGCACUGCACAGACGUGGCUUGCUGGCAGGCGGAGGCCAGCAGCCUGUUUUCUGCUGGGCGUCCUGUGCAGGUGCUGAUGGCAGUAUGAUGUACAGCCGUUCUGUUUUUUUUUUCAUAAAUUUGAAUGUUUUUAUUUUCCAUAUGAAAGGAUUAAAGUGAACUGCAAUGACACCUUGGGGCAGCGCGAAAUUAGUAUAAAGCAUUGCCUUAUUGGCAGAUAACAUGGUUUCCUUUAAGUUAAAUGUCCUAGUCUACCUUGUCCUUCUUUUAUGAGGCGAACUAGAAAGCUCUGCAUUGACUUGCGCCUGUCGUUCUAGAGAGUAAAAGCCUGUUCCAUAGACUAGAAGCUUUGACUUAAAGUAAAUUAUCUGCCAGUAAGAGAAAGAGUAUGGAAAUGAUUUUAAUCAUUGAUUUUUUUUUUGUAUAUAACACCAUCUCUUAAUAUUGUUUUGUCAAAUUAUAUUUAUUACAUCACUGGAAACCUUCUAAUUACUGUCCUUUUUUACAAGAUUGUUUUUUUACUUUAGAAUUAUGAAGAGGGGAAAAUGGUUUCAAAUUUGUAUAAUGCUGUGAGUGUCUCACCUUUUCGUAGGAAGAGACAUGUAAGGCUUUGUCACAGAACCCUAUAUUUCCAGCAUUUAAUAAAAUACAUCAUCUUAAUGAAAAUCA
This is a messenger RNA of Lepisosteus oculatus (spotted gar), 5431 nucleotides long. RefSeq names its product par-6 partitioning defective 6 homolog beta (C. elegans) (gene pard6b). The record is from RefSeq and is a predicted model, not a curated record. Gene Ontology annotation, cellular component: nucleus; apical plasma membrane; cell cortex. Lineage: Eukaryota; Metazoa; Chordata; Actinopteri; Semionotiformes; Lepisosteidae. Gene Ontology annotation, biological process: centrosome cycle; establishment or maintenance of cell polarity; regulation of cellular localization. Gene Ontology annotation, molecular function: protein binding.